Messenger RNA from Sporothrix schenckii 1099-18, 1080 nucleotides. Its product is annotated as small subunit ribosomal protein S3e. Lineage: Eukaryota; Fungi; Ascomycota; Sordariomycetes; Ophiostomatales; Ophiostomataceae. The transcript has 3 exons. The record is from RefSeq and is a predicted model, not a curated record. Gene Ontology annotation, cellular component: cytosolic small ribosomal subunit; nucleus. Gene Ontology annotation, biological process: translation. Gene Ontology annotation, molecular function: RNA binding; structural constituent of ribosome. Bases 1 to 1080 code for a protein of 359 amino acids.
AUGGCUACCCCGGGUGCUCAGAUCUCCAAGCGGAGAAAGUUCGUCGCCGACGGUGUCUUUUACGCCGAGCUGAACGAGUUCUUCCAGCGCGAGCUGGCCGAGGAGGGCUACUCCGGCGUCGAGGUCCGCGUCACCCCGACCGUCACCGACAUCAUCAUCCGCGCCACCCACACCCAGGAGGUUCUUGGCGAGCAGGGCCGCCGCAUCCGUGAGCUCACCUCGCUCAUCCAGAAGCGCUUCAAGUUCCCCGAGAACAGCGUCUCCCUCUACGCCGCCAAGGUCCAGAACCGCGGUCUGUCCGCCGUCGCCCAGUGCGAGUCCCUGCGGUACAAGCUGCUCAACGGCCUGGCCGUCCGCCGUGCUUGCUACGGUGUCCUGCGCUUCAUCAUGGAGAGCGGCGCCAAGGGCUGCGAGGUUGUCGUCUCGGGUAAGCUCCGUGCCGCCCGUGCCAAGUCCAUGAAGUUCACCGACGGCUUCAUGAUCCACUCCGGCCAGCCCGCCAAGGACUUUAUCGACUCGGCCACCCGCCACGUCCUGCUGCGCCAGGGUGUUUUGGGUAUCAAGGUCAAGAUCAUGCGCGGCUCCGACCCCGAGGGCAAGGCCGGCCCCCAGAAGUCGCUGCCCGACUCCGUCACCAUCAUCGAGCCCAAGGAGGAGCAGCCCGUCACCCAGCCCAUCAGCCAGGACUACGGUGCCAAGGCUGCCCAGCAAGCCGCCGCCGCCGAGGCUGCGCGCGCUGCUGAGGCUGCCGCCGCGGCACCUGCAGACGAGGAGGCUGCCCCCGCUGAGCAAUAUGGUGGUGGAGCGGGAGCUGGUGUGAGUGGCGGCGGCGAGCAAGGUUUGGGCAGCGGCGGCGGCAUCGCCCCGGGCAGUCUGGCUGCACCUGGAAUCAUGAUGCGAAACGACAACGACGACGACAACAUCAUCGUCCUCGACCACAUUCCUGCCGACGUUGCAGGCCAGUCUGUGGGCUUCCUCAGCGGUGACGCGUUGUACGACGAGCCCACCGUGCAGGUGCCCAUGGGCAUCCAGUUUGGCGGCGCCUACGAUGUCGAGCAUGGCAACCUCCAACGAUGGUAA